AUGCUUCGUCGUUCUCUUUUACGCAUGUCUGGCCUAGACAAAGUCGUUGCAUUGUCGAAGGCUGUCGGUGACAUCAAAUCUGGGGCCUCACUGGCCGUUGGUGGCUUUGGAACGGGAGGCAUGCCGCAUGCACUCUUGGGGGAGAUUAAAAAAACCGGCGUGCGGGACCUUUGCAUUUACAGUGACGCUGCCGGUACUGAUGGUUACGGCGUCGGCUUGUUGUUUGAGGAUAAGCAGGUUAAGAAGAUGGUGGUAAGCUACGUUGGUAACAACAAAAUCUUUGCCAAGCAAUACCUGGAGGGUGAUUUGGAGCUGGAAUUUUGCCCGCAAGGCUCUCUCGCGGAGAGAAUGCGUGCAGGGGGUGCAGGUAUUCCUGCUUUUUACACGGCCACUGGCUUCGGUACGGUGGCGCAGACGGGCGGCCAGAUCACAAAGUAUAAUGGGGACGGCUCCGUUGCUUGUGAGUCUAAUCCGAAGGAGACACGUCUUAUUGACGGCCGCUGGUACGUCAUGGAGCGCGCCAUUUGCACCGACUUCUCCCUUGUGAAGGCAUGGAAGGCCGAUAGGAGUGGCAACCUUAUAUUCCGUGGCACCUCUCGCAAUUUCAACGUCCCAGUCGGCCAAUGCGGCCGCACCGUCAUUGCGGAAGUGGAGAAUCUUGUCGAAAAUGGCGAAUUGGAUCCCUGCCAUGUGCAUCUGCCGGGAGUUUACGUGGACCGCGUUGUGGUGCCUGAACGGUACACUACACCGAUUGAGAAGCGCACAGUCAGCCAUCCCCGCUCGGAAGAGAAAAAUAAGGCGAUGAAGCCGGGUGAGGAGGCCCGUCAACGCAUUGCACGCCGUGCUGCACUCGAGUUUUCCGACGGCAUGUAUGUAAAUUUGGGUAUUGGUAUCCCGACAGAGUCAGCGAACUACAUCCUUCCAGGUGUGACUGUGGUGCUGCAAUCUGAAAACGGCCUUCUUGGUAUGGGUCCUUUCCCUGAGGAAGAUAAGGUGUCUCCCGAUUGGAUCAAUGCGGGUAAGCAGACGGUCUCGUAUCUUCCUGGUGCCGCCACUUUUGAUAGUGCAACCUCCUUUGCAAUGAUUCGUGGUGGACAUAUGGACAUCACAAUGCUUGGCGCUCUUGAAGUAAGUGCCAACGGCGAUCUUGCCAACUUUAUGAUUCCCGGCAAGUUUGUGAAGGGUCCUGGGGGAGCGAUGGACCUCGUCGCGAGUGGGACACGUGUUGUUGUCACCACCAUGCACUGCGACAAGAAGGGCCUACCUAAGAUUGUUGAACGCUGCAAGCUACCAUUGACGGGUAAGAACUGUGUCAACCGUAUUAUUACUGAAUACGCCGUCUUCGAUGUGGAAAUGGGCCAGUUGGUGCUGAAGGAGGUUGCUGAAGGCGUCACCGUGGAGCAGGUGAAGAAAAUCACAGGUGCUCAAUUCCUUGCAUGUGAUGUGAAGACAAUGCCGCUGGCGCCUAUUCCUUAA
This is a messenger RNA of Trypanosoma cruzi, 1476 nucleotides long. RefSeq names its product succinyl-coA:3-ketoacid-coenzyme A transferase, mitochondrial precursor, putative. The transcript has a single exon. Gene Ontology annotation, biological process: ketone body catabolic process. The record is from RefSeq and is a predicted model, not a curated record. Lineage: Eukaryota; Euglenozoa; Kinetoplastea; Trypanosomatida; Trypanosomatidae. The coding region runs from base 1 to 1476 and encodes 491 amino acids. Gene Ontology annotation, molecular function: succinyl-CoA:3-oxo-acid CoA-transferase activity.